CGGCCCGAGCCCCCACCCCGUCGGGCCCAGCCCCAACCCCAGCCCCAGCCCCGGCCGGGCCGGUGUGCGAGCCCGUGCUGCCCCCUCAGCCAGAGACGCCCCCGGCUGCCCGCCAGCCCGUCCGCCACCAUGGAGCUGGAGGACGGUGUGGUGUACCAGGAGGAGCCCGGCGGCUCCGGGGCCGUGAUGUCGGAGCGGGUGUCUGGCCUGGCCGGCUCCAUCUACCGCGAGUUCGAACGGCUGAUCGGGCGCUACGACGAGGAGGUGGUCAAGGAGCUGAUGCCACUGGUGGUGGCUGUGCUGGAGAACCUGGACUCGGUGUUCGCGCAGGACCAGGAGCACCAGGUGGAGCUGGAGCUUCUGCGGGACGACAACGAGCAGCUCAUCACCCAGUACGAGCGGGAGAAGGCUCUGCGCAAGCACGCCGAGGAGAAAUUCAUUGAAUUUGAAGACUCUCAAGAACAGGAAAAAAAGGAUUUACAGACCCGAGUGGAAUCUUUAGAAUCGCAAACACGACAACUUGAACUCAAAGCAAAAAACUAUGCUGACCAGAUUAGCAGACUUGAAGAAAGAGAAGCAGAACUGAAGAAGGAAUAUAAUGCAUUACAUCAAAGACACACUGAGAUGAUCCAUAAUUAUAUGGAACACUUAGAAAGAACAAAACUUCAUCAGCUCUCAGGGAGUGAUCAACUAGAGUCUACAGCUCAUAGUAGAAUUAGAAAAGAACGCCCUAUAUCAUUAGGGAUUUUCCCAUUACCUGUCGGCGACGGAUUGCUCACUCCAGACACUAAGAAAGGCGGAGAGACCCCUGGGUCAGAGCAGUGGAAGUUUCAGGAGUUAAGUCAACCACGUUCUCAUACCAGCCUGAAGGAUGAACUUUCUGAUGUUAGCCAAGGAGGAUCUAAAGCUACCACUCCAGCAUCAACAGCUGCUUCAGAUGUAGCAGCACUUCCUACUGAUACUCCCUUAAAGGAAGACACUGAAGGAUUUGUGAAGGUUGCAGAUACACCAAAUAAAUCAGAGAUAAGCAAGCAUAUUGAAGUACAGGUAGCCCAAGAAACUAGAAAUGUAUCAACAGGUUCUGCAGAAAAUGAAGAGAAAUCAGAAGUUCAAGCGAUCAUCGAAUCCACUCCUGAGUUGGAUAUGGACAAAGAUCUCAGUGGAUAUAAAGGAUCAAGCACUCCUACCAAAGGCAUAGAGAACAAAGCUUUUGAUCGCAACACAGAAUCUCUCUUUGAAGAACUGUCUUCAGCUGGCUCAGGCCUAAUUGGAGAUGUGGAUGAAGGAGCAGACUUAUUAGGAAUGGGUCGUGAAGUUGAGAAUCUUAUAUUAGAAAAUACACAACUGUUGGAAACCAAAAAUGCUUUGAAUGUAGUGAAGAACGAUUUGAUAGCAAAAGUGGAUGAACUGACCUGUGAGAAAGACGUGCUGCAAGGGGAGCUGGAGGCUGUGAAGCAAGCCAAGCUGAAGCUGGAGGAAAAGAACAAAGAACUGGAGGAAGAGCUGAGGAAAGCUCGUGCAGAAGCUGAAGAUGCAAGGCAAAAAGCAAAAGAUGACGAUGAUAGUGAUAUUCCCACAGCCCAGAGGAAGCGGUUUACUAGAGUAGAAAUGGCCCGCGUUCUAAUGGAGAGAAACCAGUAUAAAGAGAGAUUGAUGGAGCUUCAGGAAGCUGUUCGAUGGACAGAGAUGAUUCGAGCAUCAAGAGAAAAUCCAGCCAUGCAGGAAAAAAAAAGGUCAAGCAUCUGGCAGUUUUUUAGCCGACUUUUCAGCUCCUCAAGUAAUACUACCAAGAAACCUGAACCACCUGUUAAUCUGAAGUAUAAUGCACCCACCUCUCAUGUUACUCCUUCUGUCAAGAAAAGAAGCAGCACCUUAUCUCAGCUCCCAGGGGAUAAGUCCAAAGCCUUUGACUUCCUGAGUGAGGAAACUGAAGCUAGUUUAGCCUCACGCAGAGAACAAAAGAGAGAACAGUAUCGUCAGGUAAAGGCACAUGUUCAGAAGGAAGACGGUAGAGUGCAGGCUUUUGGCUGGAGCCUGCCUCAAAAGUACAAACAGGUAACCAAUGGUCAAGGGGAAAAUAAAAUGAAAAACUUACCUGUGCCUGUCUAUCUCAGACCUCUAGAUGAAAAAGAUGCAUCAAUGAAGCUAUGGUGUGCUGUUGGAGUCAAUUUAUCUGGUGGGAAGACCAGAGAUGGUGGUUCUGUUGUAGGAGCAAGUGUAUUUUACAAGGAUGUUGCUGGUUUGGAUACAGAAGGCAGUAAACAGCGGAGUGCAUCUCAGAGUAGUUUAGACAAGCUAGAUCAGGAACUUAAGGAACAGCAGAAGGAAUUAAAAAAUCAAGAAGAAUUAUCCAGUCUAGUCUGGAUCUGUACCAGCACUCAUUCAGCUACAAAAGUUAUCAUUAUUGAUGCUGUUCAACCAGGCAACAUCCUAGACAGUUUCACUGUUUGCAAUUCUCAUGUUCUGUGUAUAGCAAGUGUACCCGGAGCACGAGAAACAGACUACCCUGCAGGAGAAGAGCUUUCAGAAUCUGGACAGGUGGACAAAGCAUCUUUAUGUGGAAGCAUGACAAGCAAUAGCUCAGCAGAGACAGACAGCCUGUUGGGAGGCAUCACAGUGGUUGGUUGUUCCACGGAAGGCGUGACAGCAGCUGCCACUUCCCCUAGUACCAAUGGUGCUUCUCCAGUGACAGAAAAACCACCAGAAAAGGAAGCAGAAAGUAAUGAGAUUGAUGAAAAUGUUCCAACAGCCGAAGAAGCAACUGAAGCCACAGAAGGCAAUGCAGGGUCAGCUGAAGACACCGUGGACAUCUCCCAAACUGGCGUGUACACAGAGCACGUCUUUACAGAUCCUCUGGGAGUUCAGAUCCCAGAAGACCUCUCACCAGUGUAUCAGUCAAGUAAUGACUCAGACGUGUAUAAAGAUCAAACAUCAGUAUUGCCAAAUGAACAAGACCUGGCGAGAGAAGAAGCCCAGAAAAUGAGUAGCCUUUUACCCACUAUGUGGCUUGGGGCUCAGAAUGGCUGUUUGUAUGUCCAUUCAUCUGUAGCCCAGUGGAGGAAAUGUCUCCAUUCUAUUAAGCUUAAAGAUUCGAUUCUCAGUAUUGUACAUGUGAAAGGAAUUGUGUUAGUGGCUCUGGCUGAUGGCACCCUUGCAAUCUUUCACAGAGGAGUUGAUGGGCAGUGGGAUUUGUCAAACUAUCAUCUGUUAGACCUUGGACGGCCUCACCAUUCCAUUCGAUGCAUGACCGUGGUACAUGACAAAGUCUGGUGUGGCUAUCGGAACAAAAUCUAUGUGGUUCAGCCAAAGGCCAUGAAAAUAGAGAAAUCCUUUGAUGCACACCCCAGGAAGGAGAGCCAAGUGCGGCAGCUUGCGUGGGUGGGUGACGGUGUGUGGGUCUCCAUUCGCUUGGAUUCCACACUCCGUCUCUAUCACGCACAUACUUACCAACAUCUGCAGGAUGUGGACAUUGAGCCUUAUGUAAGCAAAAUGUUAGGUACUGGAAAACUGGGCUUCUCAUUUGUGAGGAUCACAGCUCUCAUGGUGUCUUGCAAUCGUUUGUGGGUGGGGACAGGAAACGGUGUCAUUAUCUCCAUCCCACUGACAGAGACUGUAAUCCUCCACCAGGGACGUUUACUGGGGCUGAGGGCAAAUAAAACCUCAGGAGCACCAGGAAAUCGUCCUGGAAGCGUGAUUCGCGUAUAUGGCGAUGAAAACAGUGACAAAGUGACUCCAGGGACAUUUAUACCCUAUUGUUCAAUGGCACAUGCACAGCUUUGCUUCCACGGGCAUCGGGAUGCUGUGAAGUUCUUUGUGGCAGUCCCAGGUCAAGUUGUCAGCCCACAAAGUGGCCCUAGUGGCACAGAUCUGACAGGUGACAAAGCAGGGCCAUCUGCACAGGAGCCUGGCAACCAGACGCCCUUGAAGUCUAUGCUUGUCAUCAGUGGAGGAGAGGGCUACAUUGACUUCCGAAUGGGUGAUGAAGGUGGAGAAUCAGAACUUCUGGGAGAGGAUCUUCCACUUGAACCUUCUGUUGCCAGAGCGGAAAGGAGUCACUUGAUAGUGUGGCAAGUGAUGUAUGGCAGUGAGUGAGCCCAUGGACACCGGUCGAGACGGGGAAGCCGUCUCUUCUGCAUGGUUUCUUUUCCCUCUUCCUCUUUAUUUAAUGCUCUCUUAGUGAAAUAAGUUUCACCACAUAAUAUGUGAGCAUUUUUUUUCCCUGUUAACUUUACAAAAUCUGUUUUACUGUAACAAUACAGGAACUAGCUGUUUUACUGCACCAGUGUUAUAGGCAAUUUCAGUAUAUUAUGAACAAAUCAAAGAAUGUUUACUUUCUGCAAACUGGUGAAUUAUAGAAAGCAAUCCAGAUGUGGUUUAUUCUGCCACAGCUAACGUCACUCACUUCGUUUGAUGGGGUCACUUCUUAGCUGUCACUAAUAACGGAAUUAACGUAACUACUUGGUAAAUGAAGCUGUACCAUUGAGUACAAUAGUCAAGUUCCCCCCAAUGUACUAUAAAAUUGACACAAACUAAUAUUGGGUGGAUUAUCAGGAUAUAUCCACGUGUCCUGAGAGGGCUAAACGCUAACUGUACAUUACUUUAACUUUCACUUUCAAAUCUGACAAAUCUUGUUUAUAUGGUAUAUAAAAACUUUGUUUUCAUCAGAUUUGGGGGGGUUUUAUAUUAAAGAAAUUAAGACUACACUAUUUAAAUAAA
This is a messenger RNA of Pteronotus mesoamericanus, 4716 nucleotides long. It is a transcript of the gene SPAG9, whose product is annotated as sperm associated antigen 9. The record is from RefSeq and is a predicted model, not a curated record. Gene Ontology annotation, cellular component: cytoplasm. The transcript is spliced from 30 exons. NCBI's taxonomy places the organism in Eukaryota, Metazoa, Chordata, Mammalia, Chiroptera, Mormoopidae. The coding region runs from base 130 to 4092 and encodes 1320 amino acids. Gene Ontology annotation, biological process: vesicle-mediated transport. Gene Ontology annotation, molecular function: kinesin binding; MAP kinase scaffold activity; JUN kinase binding.